Molecule: messenger RNA, 1510 nt
Organism: Paraglomus brasilianum
Lineage: Eukaryota; Fungi; Glomeromycota; Glomeromycetes; Paraglomerales; Paraglomeraceae
Source: the annotation of a GenBank genome assembly
AGAAGACGGAAUGAGACACCGGCAGGCAAACGAUCUUUUUGCCGGUAAUACAUCCUUCCUCGACAAAGAAAUAAUUCUUCUAUCGCAUUCAUCUAUCUCAAUUCCUAUGGUGUAUUCUAAAGUGCCAACGACGACAACAGCCUCAACGACCCCGUCGCCUUAUUUGGCUCAAGCAGCAUCACUACAAGACGAGCAGUCGCGAAUAAGGAAUGCCUUUGCGGCCUUGGAUCAUGACAGAGACGGCUACAUAGAUACCCGUGAUUUAUUGAACGUUUAUUCAAAGACUUUUUACGGAAAGGAAGGCUUAUUUAUCGAUGAAGCAAUUGUCAAUGCUUUGAUCGAUCUGGCAUCGACUCCAUCACCUACCGCUUCACCCACCUCGCCCUCCUCGAACAACAUCUCCUUUGAGCAAUUUCGUCAAUUGAUCAAUAAAUAUAACAUAAAUAUUCUUCCAUUGAGUACCGAUCUUGCCCAAUCUCAGAAGUCAUUGGAAACCUUGUUGAGUGAUUUGGUGAACCUUGGUCACAUGAAAGAGACUCUGGCGCAACAGCAGCUGAUGGCUGAACAACAGGAAGCAGGGAACAGCAGACCUUAUUUAUUGACAUGGCAAUUUUGGGCGUCUAGAUUCUCGUUGACGGCUGUUAAGCAUCUUAUAGCUGGUGGAGUUGCUGGAGCUGUGAGCAGGACGGUGGUGAGUCCAUUAGAGCGAAUGAAAAUCCUGUUUCAGGUUCAAGGACCUGGUAAGGAAUCAUAUCACGGAAUAAUACCAACACUUAAAAAGAUGUGGCAAGAAGAAGGUCUUGUCGGAUUUCUUCGCGGAAAUGGAACAAAUGUAAUUCGCAUUGUUCCAUACAGUGCCACUCAGUUUGCUGCAUAUGAAAAGUAUAAACGUCUUCUCUUGGAAGAAGGUAAAGAAGAACUAGAUGCAAAGCGACGUUUGGCAGCAGGUGCAUUAGCAGGAAUAACGUCUGUCACAUGCACAUAUCCACUGGAUCUUGUGCGGACCAGGCUCUCCGUACAGUCUGGUACUAUUGGUCGAAAAGAAGUGCAAAAAAAGGUGCCAGGCAUUUGGACAACUAUAAAGCAUAUCUACAAAACUGAAGGAGGUCUUUUUGCAUUGUAUCGAGGGCUAUCCCCCACACUCGUGGGUGUGGCUCCAUAUGUUGGAUUAAACUUCCAUGCGUACGAAGUCCUUCGAAAGUAUUUUACGCCUGCGGAUCGUACAUCCCCACCAGUUUCACAAAAACUUCUCUGUGGAGCCAUGGCAGGAGCAUUCGCUCAGACAAUAACAUAUCCGUUAGACGUACUUCGCAGACGCAUGCAAGUGACCGGAAUGGAUAGGAUGGGAUAUAAAUACAAGAGCACAUGGCACGCUGUCCAAUGUGUUAUGGCCGAAGAGGGGUUAAAAGGUUUUUACAAAGGCAUGAUGCCGAACUAUCUUAAAGUUGCGCCUGCCAUAGGUGUCAGCUUUGUUACAUAUGAAGCAUGCAAAGAUUUACUAGGUGUAUAA